Nematolebias whitei (Rio pearlfish) is the source of this 5534-nucleotide messenger RNA. RefSeq names its product zinc finger protein 512B (gene znf512b). The transcript is spliced from 19 exons. The coding region runs from base 624 to 3116 and encodes 830 amino acids. The record is from RefSeq and is a predicted model, not a curated record. Gene Ontology annotation, molecular function: zinc ion binding. Lineage: Eukaryota; Metazoa; Chordata; Actinopteri; Cyprinodontiformes; Rivulidae.
UUGAUGUGAGGAAUUUAAGCUCUGACCCUCUUUCUGUUUUAUUAUUUAUUUAUUUUUUUAUUAUUCCGUCAGACACGAGCGGCGUUACGUCGGAACGAGCAGCCACUUUAUUAGCCAGUAAAGCCCACUAUUAUUCAGCUCCAAACAGAUAAUAAUAACGCGAGAGUUUGCAAGUUGCUUCAAGACUCCGCUGGCUGCAACUGUCAAAGGUGGAGGGGAGCCGCGCGCGAGCCAACACACAGCAGCUGGUACUGUACACGGAGGCGAAAACCCGAAAAAAAAAAAAAAAACACACGAAAUAAUCCCGAGGAGUCUGGGACCUGCCCGUCUUUUCCUGGCGGAUCCCCCCCCAGGAGUGGGAGAAGACGGACUGGAGGAGAAGUGCCUCGUGGUAAACAUAUUAAUGCAGAAAAGGAGGAGGCGGCGGUCGACAACUGGAAAUAAGGCCCCCCUUGCCCGAGCGUGACCGGCAGUUGACGUACAGCAGGUGUGGACGCCAUGUAACGUAACAUCGGUGGAAAGACGCCCACCCCCGGUGCCUGUCUCCUGACCUCCCCCCUCCUCCUCGCCGCGGGUGACGCGGGGACACCCGACUGCUCAGCGACUGCCCCUCCAGCUCAGGCAUGGAGAGCCCAAGUGGCCCCAGGCUUGGGAAGCUGUCCUCGUCAGGGCUGCCAAGGAGCCAAACCCUGAAGCUUGGACAUCCCCAGGAGUUUGUUAGAGCUUCUCCAGGCCCUGAAACCAACAACAUACACAGUUCAAUGUGUGAUGAACAUGUAGAUGGGAAGAGGAAAGGUCGGCCUAAAACUGAAGUGCAGGAACUGAGAAACAUCCCUGCCCAUUUGAUAGUACAAUGGAAGGAAGAGUUUAAGCGCCGCUCCAGGGUUAAAUGUCCAUGUUUGGGAUGUUGGUUAGAGUUUCCCAGCAUCUAUGGCGUCAAGUACCACUAUCAACGCUGCCAGGGGCCCACUGUAGCUGAGAAGCUGAGUCAUGGCUGUCCUUACUGUGAAGCAAUGUUUGCAACAAAAGUACGGCUGGAAAAGCACAAGUUGUGGAAUCAUCCCGACAAAGUUAGUAAGGAACCCAAGGGAGAGCAUGCUAAACUUCAUUCGAUUCCUGUCAAAUUCAACACAAAGAAAAGGCCCAUGGAGAACAGUCCUCCCUCUCCGGUGUUCUUCAAAGUGAAAAAGACUCACGAGGUGUCUACACCCUCUCAGAAUGGAGAACUGGCCCACCAGAAAAACGAGAGGAGACACAUCCAAAGCCAGCCUUCACAGCAGAUUCAUCAGUCCCAGCCAGUUCAGCAACAGUCACAGUCCCAAAGCACAUCAUCCGAUGCAGGAGGAAGUGAAAGCGAGGGGAGCAGCCUUCCCUCUUUUCAUGAUGAAGACCCAGAGCGAAUGAAGCACAGGCGGAAACAAAAAACUCCUAAGAAAUUCACCGGAGAGCAGCCGUCCAUAUCAGGAACAUUUGGAUUGAAAGGCAUGAAUAAGGUGGAGGAGAAGCUGAAGGCAGGUCGUGUUAAAAGACCAGAGGGAUGUGGUUUCAGUGAAGAUCCUCAGAGAAGACCUACAUCAAGUCAGUUGUCCAAAAAGGAGUCAGCCACAGCAAACACUGGUGGUGUUUCUGACACUCAGUGGCAGCGAGCAAUCUUAGAGCGAGGAGAAGUGGUGUGUCCAACCUGCUCCAUCGUCACAAGAAAAACAAUUCAUGGCCUCAAGAAACACAUGGAGAUCUGCCAACAGCUCCAGGAUGCUCUAAAGUGCCAGCAGUGCCAGAAACAGUUCAGGUCCAAGGCUGGCCUCAACUACCACACCAUGGCUGAACACAGCACCAAGCCCUCAGGGAGCGAAGGCCAGACGGGCAACGAACACAAGGAGAGAGAACGGCUGCUCCGAGUGCUCAAACAGAUGGGACGAAUCAAGUGUCCUAGUGAGGGCUGUUCAGCCCAUUUUUCCAGUCUGAUAGGCUACCAGUAUCACCAGCAGCGUUGUGGAAGAGAGUUCUCUGACGAUGAGAAGCCUGUGUUUCUGUGCCAGCACUGUGGAAAAAACUAUCGCUCCAAGGCAGGCCGAGACUACCACGUACGCACUGAACACUCCCCAACCAUCACCCCCUCUACAACCACCAAAAACUACAAGGAUGUCACUGACACCAACAACAAUACUGGCAAAGAGAGGGCAGUCUCUGAGGAGUCUGCACCAGGAGGCAAGAACAAGGAGCAAAACCCACCUGAGAGGAGGGAUUGGCAGGAAAAAGUAUCGUCCAACCAGUCCAAAGAGAAGGAGCUGGAAAAGGAGAGAGAGAGAGAACAAGAGAAAGAAAAAGUGGCACAAAUAAAGAGCCAGGAGGAGGACUUUGAAAGGACUCCCAGUGGUAGAGUGAGGCGGCAGUCAGCUCAGGUGGCAGUGUUCCACCUGCAGGAGAUAGCAGAGGACGAGCUCGCCAAAGACUGGGGCACCAAGCGACGCAUCAAGGACGACCUGGUGCCUGACAGCAAGAGGUUAAACUACACUCGUCCUGGUCUCCCCAACUUCAGUCCAGAGCUACUAGAGGCCUGGAAAAAUCAAGUCAAGGAGAGAGGCUUCAUCUGCUGCACAAACUCAAACUGUGAAGCCGUUUAUUCCAGUGUGUCUGGAUUAAAAGCCCACCUUGCCAACUGCAGCCAGGGUGGAGGUGAAAUGGGAAAGUACACGUGUCUGAUCUGUCAGAAGGAGUUUAACUCAGAGAGUGGUGUUAAGUAUCACAUCAGUAAGACACACUCACAGAACUGGUUUCGUGCUGCAACAAGUCAGAUGAUGUCUGGUAACAAGAGUAAAGUCCCGGAAAACGAUGGGAUUAAAGCAGAGGUGAGGAACGGUGCCACCACUGGUAAGAAGAGGGGCCGCAAACCUAAAGAGCACCCCCUCGUGGAUGAGCCUCUUCCAACAAAUACAGAAACCCUCACCACCACACUGAACUCAACCCCACCAUUCGUGACCCCACCCUCGGGCUCAGCACAGCCCCCAGCCUUGGUUUCCCAUCCGACGGACAAUGAAAGUCCGGUCCAGAACAGAGAGCCUGUCCCCUCCGCCACCAGACGAAGCAAACCCAAGAAAAUCUUUUUGCCGGAGUAGCACUUCUUUUAUCCACCCUGGUGCCAGAGAGGAAACUUACUGUACUUACGGUUUGCCGGGAAGAUAAAAAAAAAGACCUUUCUAACUAAAACAAGAACUUGACGCUGAGAAGAAAGCUGAAUCCACCAAGAAGUAAAAGAUUGAACGCAUCCUUUAAGUCUUGGUUUGGUACCCUAGAGCUUAUGUGUGCACUGGUAAACACCAUAAUUCCAGCAGUAGUGUUUUAUUUCUCCAUUCCACUUUUGUCUCCUUUUAAAGGCACACGUUUCAGUUUGUGUACUCACAGCAGUGUAGUCUGUAGUACUCAACGAUCAGAACCAGACUAACACAGACACGAGGCUUUAAGCAGCAGUAGUACUCCAGAUAAACAGAGUAGUUUUCCCUGAAUGGUUCAAAAAUGUGCUAAGAGGUUUGAAAAAGGAAAUGUUAUUAGCAUGGUGAAGUCAUUUUAUAUUAGCUAAUGUUUUCUCAUGUUUUUUUCCACAGAUAUAUUGUAGGGUGUACAUAAACAGUAUCUAUAUCUAUAUAUCUAUAUACUCAAAGCAAUGUUGCCAUCUGUCAUUUUUAAACCGAGUCCAUCCAACCAGCUCACAAGCAAAGAAUAGUGGAGAGUGUGUUGUAGUGCAAUGUCCACUGAAUUAUUUGUUUGUUUUUGUUUACUUUUUACGUUUUUUCAUUGUAAGCUGAUGUCAUAUAAGCUAAUUGUCGGUCAGUUGUUCAUCAUGUUUCAUAUUUCUCCCACUGCUGUCCUUUCAGUGAUUGGUUUGAUGAAAGGUGUCUGCUUUAACAGCCAGGGAAACGUGUUUAAAACAGUAUUCACACAGUUUCCUUUACACAAUUACAGUCCUAUAAGGGGUUAGCUGAGACUUUCUUCUGUAAGAUUCAAGUUGGAUACGAUAAUAUUUAAGUGAGACUGGUUUAAAAACAAAGAUGUUGAAGCAUUAUAGCUAAACAAAGCUAACUAUUUGACAGAAGGAAGAAUUUUGUGUGAAGGUUGUUGCACCAUUGCAGCACAAUCAAAUGAGAAAAUGUCACUAUUUUAAAGAAGCUCCUGCUUUACCUUGAAUCAAAGCUGAGGAGAGAAUUAAAAAGUUAUCUUUUUAUAGAAAGGUUGAGGAUAAUGAUCUUUUAUUUAAUAUAAAUCAAAUUUAGAUUCUCAGAAAAUAAUGUAAAUAAAUAAAUUUCUGGAAGCUUAAAGUUAUUGCCUUGCACUUUAACCCUUUACCCUUCUUGCUCCUCUCGUUGUCGUUUUGCACUCUAGGACUAUUCAAUCUAACCUAGUGGCUGUUUGGUACAGGAGCAGGAAUAUUACCCUCAUAUAAAAGUUGUUAGAAAACAGCUUAUUUUGUAAAGAUUCAAACGUGACUGUAAGACUAUAAUUUACCCCAGAAAGCCAUAACUGGUCUUGAAGACAUUUAAAAUUGCUCUACCACUCAUGUUAGAUGAGCUUCAGAUUUGUUACAGAAAAAAAACAUACUUAAGAGGAGAGAAUAUUUUCACUUUUAUGUGUUUAAAGUAGAUUCUUGAGUCCACAGUUAUAUUAAAAAACUUCAGCUAAUGGAUUCUCCAUAAUAAAGUUGAUUUGUAUGUGCAGUUUGUCUAUAAAAUAAUGACUUGCUUGCUUUAAAAGAGAGGGGGAAAAAAGACAGAUUGUGAAUCUAUUUUAUAUUCUACUGUGUGUAUUACCUAGAUAGCAAUUUGAUAGUUUUAAAAUUGUGACGUGAGUAUAUUUUGGUGAGAUAAUAAGGGUGCUUUUACUUGCCACUUUACCUUAAUGACCUGAAACAACUCGCUUCAGUCUACUAAUCCAUCCACUUGUGACCUUCUCACUGGCAAGUUGGAGUAGUUUCCGCCAAAAUGUCAACGUCAUUGUUAAAAAAAUUUAGCACUUAUGUUGGCGAAACAGUUUGAAGGAGUUAAAAUGGGCGCCAGGUGGUUUCAGGCCAACGCUGACAUUUUAACAGUGUAAAGAAUCUGAGUCUGAAUUCCUCCAUUACCAGUCAGACAAAGGAGUUUAUUCUUAUUUCUGUUAGUGGGGUGGACCUUUAUCGGAUAUCAAGGUUCAGAUGGAGAGCAGGAGGAGCACUGACUGGUGUGGAUGUUUUUAAUACGAGUUGUCUGGACUUUGUGUGUGUGUGUGCGUGUGUGUUUUGAACAGUUAGCACCUUUGUAAUGACUGGAUGUCAGUAAAGGUAGCACUCCAAGUGUUACGCUGUGGCACAAAAUUCAGUUUGUCUGCUGCUUGUUUCUUGUUUCAUAAACGGCAUCACAUUGACUGUGUUUCCCUGACAAGCAUCGGUGUUGCAAUAUGCUAGUUUAGCACUGCUUUUAACAGUGUAUAUUUUAUAUGUCAUCACACCCUUUACGAUUUGUCUUCCUAUGACAUGGAACACACAGUGAGAGCAAACUGCAUUAUGU